This is a messenger RNA of Hevea brasiliensis (rubber tree), 1061 nucleotides long. RefSeq names its product cytochrome c oxidase subunit 6b-1. NCBI's taxonomy places the organism in Eukaryota, Viridiplantae, Streptophyta, Magnoliopsida, Malpighiales, Euphorbiaceae. The record is from RefSeq and is a predicted model, not a curated record. Bases 176 to 739 code for a protein of 187 amino acids. The transcript is spliced from 5 exons. Gene Ontology annotation, cellular component: respiratory chain complex IV; mitochondrion.
CCAAUGCGUGGACACGUGUUUCCGGCUCUCACUUUUACGUCCGCAGUAACGCAGUAAAUCUUCUUUCGGUCUUAACCUAAGCUGGAGCGCUGCUCUUUUCCUCUCCCCUCUUUUAUUCCGUUGUACUUGGAGGCCGACUACUCAGUCAGCUAGCACAUCCUUCCCUUUUCCAGCAAUGGCGGAAGCUGCAACAAUCGAGAUACCUUCGCUAUCUGAACAAUAUUUAUUGAAGGAGAAAGAGGAGAAGGCUGAUGUAGGUUCAAAACUUGUGGAAGUAAACGAAGAAGUGAAACCUGAAACUGCUAUUUCUGAAGAGAAAGCUGAGGAAGCACCAACAGCUGCUGCUGAAGAGAAAGAGGAAGAUGCUGUUGCUGCUGCUGUUGAAGAGAUCACUGAAACUAAUCCUGCUUCUGAAAACAAUGGUGAAGAUGCUCCUGCUGUUGAGACAGAAGGCAGUGAAACUACCGAAGAGCAAAACUCAGAUGAACAAGAAGCUGCUGAUGAGAAACCAGAGAUAAAGCUGGAGACAGCACCAGCUGAUUUCCGUUUCCCAACUACAAAUCAGACAAGGCACUGUUUUACCAGAUACAUUGAGUAUCAUCGGUGUGUAGCUGCCAAGGGGGAAGGUGCUUCAGAGUGCGAAAAAUUUGGCAAAUAUUAUCGUUCUCUUUGCCCCAGUGAAUGGAUAGAGAGAUGGAAUGAGCAAAGGGAGAAUGGAACAUUUCCAGGCCCCCUGUAGAAGGUUCUUGUUUGAAGAUCCUUGUGCUGUUGGUUUUCUGCUGUAUCCAUGUUUUUACCACCAGAAGAAUUUCUUUGACGAGAAGUAUGUUCUUAGGGAAUGCCCUAUUUGAUCAGUGAGUUAAUAAGAAAUUUUGGCUUGUCCAUUUGAGUUGCAGCUCAAGUCUGACUAGAGGGAAUGUUGCUGCACUUCAUCUUUAUGAUGAAGCUUCUUUCUCCAUCAUUUCCCCAUCAUUUUUAACUGUCCUAUAAUGGUUACUGUUAGCAUUACUUUCUACAUAAUAAAAGAUAUACUGCUUCUUGAUCCCGCCAAUUUAAAAGAA